Hemiscyllium ocellatum (epaulette shark) is the source of this 966-nucleotide messenger RNA. Its product is annotated as coiled-coil-helix-coiled-coil-helix domain-containing protein 5. Bases 619 to 966 code for a protein of 115 amino acids. The record is from RefSeq and is a predicted model, not a curated record. The transcript has 3 exons. NCBI's taxonomy places the organism in Eukaryota, Metazoa, Chordata, Chondrichthyes, Orectolobiformes, Hemiscylliidae.
CGGGCCCAGGGUGCCGUAGAGGAGCAGCGGCCGGCGACGGUACAGCGAGACGCUGUGCACCAGCUCCUCGGAGAAGGCGGCCGGCUUGGUCGGUGGGGGAGGCUCCGGUGCUGGCUCAGGCUCCGGCUUUGCCUCUGGUACCGGCUCAGGCUCCGGUUCCGGCUCCGACAUGGCCGUAGGCCCGACACGGUGACGCCGCAGAGCAACCGGCAUCGCUGGCCACGUGACCCCGGCCUGGCAACAGCCACUUCCGGUACCCUUUAGCCCUUAGCAACAGCCACUUCCUGCCAUUGAGUUGGCCCCUCUUCCCGUCCUAUCAUUAACCAGGUCUAAACCGCAUAAUUUCCCCUCCCCCUUGCACAGUAUAACGGGCGAUUAGUCUACUCCUCCUGUCUUACUCAGUUAGCCGCUCCCCCUCACGCCGUCGUCAAGGUAUUUGAUUUGGACCCGCUGAGAAGACAUCCGCCUCUCCCCGCAUUGUCAUUGGUUCCUCAUUGCCGUAUCAGAAGGCGGCCUGGGGUGACGGGCAGUCACUUCGUUCAAUCAGGUGCGAGGCCGGCUCGGCCUCCUCCCCAUGUGACCUCGUGGAGCGACCCCCCCUUCCAGACUCCGGGCACCAUGCAAGCAGCAUUUGAGAUCACCACACGCUACUGUUCAAAGGAAAUGGAGGCGUACGGGCAAUGUGUGGCUUCUAACCCGUCCACGUGGCAGGUGGACUGUCACCAGCUGAAAACCAGUGUUGCGCAGUGCACGUCAUCGCACCCAGUCAUUCAGAAGAUCCGUGCUGAAUGUGCAGAGCCCUUCCUGGCUUUUGAACAGUGUUUGAAGCAGAAUCAAUCUUCUGUCGUGAAUUGCACGGACCAUGUCAAUGAGUUCCUGGCCUGUGCAGAGAAGGUCAAAAUGCCAGCUUUAGGUAAAAAAAAUUCUCUAAUUCAAAGAUUUAACAAAUCUGUCAAAGCUCAGUAA